Molecule: messenger RNA, 3985 nt
Organism: Cuculus canorus (common cuckoo)
Lineage: Eukaryota; Metazoa; Chordata; Aves; Cuculiformes; Cuculidae
Gene: CCNF
Product: cyclin F
Exons: 17
Coding region: 83-2392 (769 amino acids)
Biological process (GO): regulation of cyclin-dependent protein serine/threonine kinase activity; mitotic cell cycle phase transition
Cellular component (GO): cyclin-dependent protein kinase holoenzyme complex; centrosome; nucleus
Molecular function (GO): protein binding; cyclin-dependent protein serine/threonine kinase regulator activity
Source: RefSeq, a predicted model, not a curated record
UCUUGUGGCUCGCUCCGCCCCUCCCGCGCGCGACCUCGAGGAGCCGGACCCGGACUCUGCGGUCGCUCCAGGAGGCGCCGCGAUGAGGGCAGGCGUGAUUCACUGUAGAUGUUCCAGAUGUUUUUCUUUCCCUUCAAAGCGAAGGAUAAGAAAACGGCCCCGAGUCCUUACGUUGUUAAGUCUACCUGAGGAUGUUCUGUUUCAUGUUCUGAAGGGCCUUCCUGCGGAGGAUAUCCUCUCAGUCAGAGCGGUGCACUCACAUCUCAAAUACCUUGUGGACAAUCAUGCUAGUGUGUGGGCGUGUGCAAGUUUCCAAGAAAUAUGGCCUUCUCCAAACAACCUGAAGAUGUUUGAAAGGGCUGCUGAAAGGGGGAACUUUGAAGCUGCUGUGAAGCUGGGGAUAGCGUACCUGUACAACGAAGGCUUGUCCAUCUCUGACGAGGGGCGUGCAGAAGUGAAUGGAUUAAAGGCAUCACAUUUCUUCAGUCUGGCAGAACGUUUGAAUGUGUGCGCAGCUCCCUUUAUCUGGCUUUUUAUCCGUCCUCCCUGGUCCUUGAGUGGAAGCUGCUGUAAAGCUGUGGUCUAUGAGAGCCUCAAGGCAGAGUGUGAGCAGGAGAAGGCUCAGAAAGGAUCUAUCCUUCACUGCUUGGCUAAGGUGUUGAGUCUCUUUGAGGAUGAAGAAAAGAGGAAAGAAUCUCUUGAAAUGUUUGAAGAAUCCUCAAAGCAGGGUUGUUUGAACAGCUCCUACCUCCUUUGGGAAAGUAACAGAAAGGCUGCUAUGUCGGAUCCUGGCAGAUACCUCCAAAGUCUCAGGCAGCUACGAGACUAUGCAGCAAAGGGCUGCUGGGAAGCACAGAUGGCGUUAGCCAAAGCCUGUGGGAGUGGAAACCAACUAGGAUUAGAAGCGAAAUCUUCUAGUGAAAUGGUGUCUCAAAUCUUUCAAGCUUCCCUUCCUAUCAGCAAGCAAAGUAUCUUCACUGUGCAGAAAGGGAUGAAUGAAACGAUGAGGUACAUCCUGGUUGAUUGGCUGGUAGAAGUGGCUACCAUGAAAGACUUUUCUAGCUUGUGCCUUCACAUGACAGUGGGAUGCGUGGAUCGUUAUUUGAAGCUGAGACCUGUCCCUCGGACUCAACUCCAGCUUUUGGGAAUAGCCUGCAUGGUCAUUUGCACACGUUUCAUCAGCAAAGAGAUCUUGACGAUCCGGGAAGCUGUGUGGCUAACAGACAACACAUACAAAUAUGAAGACUUGGUCAGAAUGAUGGGUGAGAUCAUUUCUGCCUUGGAAGGAAAGAUACGGAUACCAACCAUUGUGGACUAUAAGGAAGUGUUGUCGAAGGUAGUCCCGCUGGAGAGAAGAACUCUGCACCUCUACAGCUUCAUUUGUGAGCUGUCACUCCUGAACACAAGCCUUUGUGUGUACUCCCCGGCUCAGCUGGCUGCUGCAGCACUGCUGCUGGCGAAGAUCCUGCACAGACAAGCGCGACCCUGGACCAGCCAGCUGUCCGAGUACACCGGUUUCUCUUUUGAAGACCUGCUGCCCUGUGUACUGAGCCUCCACCAAAAGUGUUUCCAUGAUGAUGUCCCAAAGGAUUAUAGGCAGGUGUCCUUAACAGCAGUGAAACAACGAUUUGAAGAUGAGCGUUAUGAAGAAAUAGGCAAAGAAAAGAUGAUGAGUUACAGCCAGCUCUGUUCAGUGUUGGGUGUGAAACAGGAGGAGCCAGAACCCAGUUCUUUGCACACAAACGUCGUGGAAAUUCAGACUUUCCUUAGCUCUCCCUCUGGAAAGAGAACAAAAAGGAGGAGGGAAGACAGCAUCCCAGAGGACAGGGGCAGCUUCGUGACAACUCCCACGGCGGAGCUCUCUACCCAGGAGGAGAGCCUGCUGGACAACUUCCUUGACUGGAGCUUAGAUUCCUGCUCUGGUUAUGAAGGCGAUCAGGAAAGUGAAGGCGAGAGAGAAGGAGACGUGACAGGUCCCAGUGGGAUCCUGGAUGUGACAGUGGUCUACGUGGACCCUGCAGACCACUGCUGCCACGACUCCAGCGAUGAAGACCUCUCCGUGGGGUGGGCUGGGCAUGCGGCACCACUGAGGGUGGCUCAGCUGCCAGACAACACUCACGGCCUUUCAGCACAUCUCACCCGACGGAAUCCUAACCUGGAAGGGAGUUCUGGCUACUCUUCCGUCAACAGUGCCAGCCCCAAGUCUUCCACUGAAGGCAGCCUUGGUGUACCUCUCAAACCUACCUCAGCACCGUCCCUCGGCAGGGACUCCUGGUUACAGCCGCUCUGCGCCAGGCCCUGUGAAGGCAAGUGCAACCGGCGGCAGGUCAAGCGGAAACACAUGGCAGAGCACAGCGAAGGAAGGGGGGACCUGGGCUUCUUAAGCCUCUGAUUUCUCCAUGCUCUUUACUUUUCUAAGCUUCCUGGAAACAGUGCUCUUUACUUUUCUAAGCUUUCUGUCAUAGUCCUGCAGGGAUGAUAGUGAAUAAUUGCCAAUACCUCCAGAAAGCGCCCUUCCCCUCACCUUUGCCUGUGCCUGUCCUGUAAUCCUGUAGCUCCCUUCUGGGCCACUUCCUUGGCAGCUGCCUUUUUAAAGUAUUUUCUUCUGUCUGAUCCUCUGCAAAUUACAAUUCUUCUCCACAUAGGAAGCUUUAGAGCUCUCUUAUCAUUCCUCUUUGGUGAUAGGAAAGAACUUGUCAUGUCCCUUGCUUCACUGUGAGCCCUGGCACUGUAAGAGGAAAGAGUUGACUUUGGUUCUCAAGUUACUGGAUGGAACACUAUGCUUGAAUUCUUCCACUUUUUGGUGCUUCCAAAGACCUUUUUGAGGUUGUGCUGCCUUUUCCUUCUGUCCAGGUAGCUGGUGCUUCCUCUCAGUACUUACCAUUUGCUGCACUGAUACAAGUUGUUUUAUUUACGGAUACAAUCAAGAGGUAAAUGAAGGCUCGCUGCAGGUCUGAGCUUCUUUUCUCCCUACCUCUGGAUGGUUUUAAACCCCAUGUGCCUCAGGCUCUGGUUGCCAGGUUUCCUCACCUGAAAAAUCCUUCUGUGCCUUAACGCUUCCCUGCCCUACAGCACUGUGAUCCACGAACUGUCCGUCUGCUGGAACUGUGGGCCCACCGCCGCCCCCAUUUCACUUUCCAUCUCUCAGUCUUUCUUACUAUUUCCAUUUGUGUGUCCUCACAUAAAGCACAAAUCACUUGAACACUAGAAAUGGGCAACAGUGCAGGAAGGGCAGGGGCUGGCUGCUGGAAAGCCCUACAUUCAGCCUUGCUCCAGGCAGAGGCUGCUUCUCUUAUCCAAAAGGAGACCUGUGCUGCUGCAGUACUGAUGUGAAGAACCCUCUCCACUGACCUCGGCCUGGGCUUAUGCUGCCUGCGGACCAGCCCUCUCCUUACAAACUGAUAGUGAGCAUUGGAAUACCAAGGUACAAGACUUCCAGGAGAUGCUGCUGCAUUUAACACUGGAACUGGACUCCACGCCUCCCAUUUUGUUCCAAGGUGACUGGCAGGUAGCAGCGGUUCAGACACAGUGCAGGGACUUUUUUUAUAAAAAACUUUUUAACAGAGCUGGCUCCUGUCUUGCUUCCAUGACUGGUAUCCCACAAAAUCACAGACUGUCCUGAGUUGGAAGGGACCCACAAGGACCAUCAAGUGCAGCUCCUGUCCCUGCACAGGACACCCCAACAUUCACCUCGUGGGGCUGAGGGCCUUGGCCAAAUGCUUCUGGAAUAUUGUCAGGCUCAGUGCCGUGACUGCUUCCCUGGGAGCUGUUUGAGGGCUCCACCAUCCUCUGGGGGAAGAACCUUCUCCUAAUGUCCAACCUAACCCUCCCCUGGCUUCUUCCUGCCAUUCCCUUGGGUCCUGUCCUUGGUCACCAGAGAGAAGAGCUCAGCGCCUGCUCCUCUUCCUCCCCGUGUGAGGAGGCUGCAGAGCAUGAUGAGGUCUCCCCUCUGUCUCCUCCAGGCUGAGCAGACCCAGUGACCUCA